Messenger RNA from Glycine soja, 864 nucleotides. RefSeq lists its product as uncharacterized. Lineage: Eukaryota; Viridiplantae; Streptophyta; Magnoliopsida; Fabales; Fabaceae. The transcript is spliced from 3 exons. The coding region runs from base 1 to 825 and encodes 274 amino acids. The record is from RefSeq and is a predicted model, not a curated record.
AUGAUAAUAGCCUAUACUGAUCUUAUCAAGAGACAAAAUCGUCGAUUAUCUCCAUAUGAAGUUGACAAAAUUCAUAGUAAAGAAUUUCCAGAUUGGUUCCGUGAAAGAGUUGCUCGAUUGGAAGAGCAAGACAGCACUCUAGUGACAAAUGAUAUCAAGUGGUUAGCUCGUGGUCCACUAGAAAUAGUGAGAAGAUAUAGCGGGUACAUUGUUAAUGGAGUUAGAUUUCAUACAAAGACACGUGAAAGGUGCUUGAAGACUCAAAACAGUGGCAUUGUUGUAACUGUUAAGACAUUAAGUUAUGCCAGUUCAAGAGAUAAAAACCCAAAGGAGGGAGAAAUCCACUACUAUGGUGCACUAACAGAUAUAAUUCAAUUGGAUUAUUCUGGAAAAUAUAAGGCUAUACUUUUCAAGUGUGAUUGGGUUGAUAUAAACAGGGGUUGCAAAAUUGAUAACUUCGGUAUGACAUUAGUGAAUUUCAAUUAUUUGCAACAUACAGGGAAUGAUAUAUGUGACGAUCCAUUUGUUUUUGCAUCUCAAGCUAAGAAAGUAUUCUAUGUGGAGAAUAAAACACAAAAUGGUUGGCUUGUUGUUGUGCAUGCUAAAAUCAGAGAUGUAUAUGAUAUGGGUGAUGAGCAAUCCAAUGACACGGAUCAAGGGAAUGAACAAGUCUUACAAGAGAUAAAUCAUAAUGAUUUGAUCAGACCAGAAGCUGAUGAUAGUGAUGAUAUCAUUGAAGUUACAAUACCUAUGGAGAACAUUUUACCACAUGACAAGGAUGAUAAUUAUAUAGAUGAUGAUGAGAGCGAUGCAGACUUCUUUUGAUUUGUUUUUAUUUGUUCUAUUUGAACAUUUGGUUAUAGU